AUGUUUUAUUACCUGAACUCGACGGAUCAGUACUGGGUCUUCGUCUCAGUUUCAGCUUUCUACGAUACUGUCUUGGCAAAGCCGCUCCUCUACAGCGCAGCCCUGCACACCUUGGCUCGUAUCUACUCCAUCAGAACCUCUGGGCCCGUUUUGGAGUGGAUCUUGGUGUUCCUGGCCAUGGUUCUGGUUCAGCUCUGCGGCUACUUCUUCGAAGCUUUGGUGACAGGUUGCAUGGAGUACCUCCUGGCGGAAGGAGACCUCGCCUGGCAGCUGGAGAGCCUUUCCGCAGCCGAUGGCCGCAUGGUUGGCUCUCUCUUCCGGUCGUUGAUGAGCUCCGACGUGGACACCGGCACGGCCUGGCGUGCAGACGCCAUGCCAGGGACCAGCUUCCUGGGCCUCCUCGGGGAGGAGGUCGGCCUGCGCGUGGCCGCGGCCGCCGGGGCGAGAAGCUGCCAGGCUUUGGCGCAGGUGUCUCACGCAGCUGCACGGUCCCUUGGUGACGAGGCAGCAUGGCGGGCCUUCUGCGUCGGGCUCCUGCAGGAGCGGCAAGGCUCAGAAGAGGAUCCAUUGCUGGCAAGCUUCGCCGGAAGCUGGGCAGGGACUGCCCUCUCACUGCUGGGUUCUUCUGGAGGACCCAUGCCGCCUUCACGCCGGCCUGCGAAAACUUGCUCUCUAGCGACGCUGCGGGAUGUUGCGGCGAAGCUGCAAAGUGGGCGCAUCUCUGAGAUGGUGGCACGAAGGGCCGCCGCCGAGUUGACAACGGCAGACUUCCGCCGGCUCUUUGAGGCACUGCCGGGCACCCCCGUGGUUGUGGAGGUGGCUUUGCUGAGAGCUGGCUUCAGCUUGCAACUUGACGGCAUGGUUGUAUGGGCAAAGGAGGAAGCCGGCAGAACGCCGAGAGUUCUGGUGGUUGCAGAUAUGCUUCGCAUACAUGUUGCUCUGCCAUUGCUCUGCUCAUUCUGGGGCAUGAGUCAGAUACGCGAGGGGUCCAUGCUUUUGUUGUUAUUCACGAUGUACUCGGCGACGCAUCCCCGAGUGCUGGCCGAAGCUUCAAAGUGCUUUUUGCCUUGUCGCAGCUCCAUUGCUCAGCAUGGACAACUGGGUGAUCGCAUUCUACCUUCUCGGAUUGCUCCUCCAGCAGGUUGCGAUCGGCUUCUGAGGAACACCUCUUUCCACGAGUUCGAAGAGGCAUUCACCGAGUUUUUGCAAAGUUUGGACCACGACUGUAAUGCAGCAGUUAUGUUCUUUGCUGGCCAUGGCAUUGAAACAAACUCACGGCUGGCGUUGCUCCUCAAUGACCCCAUGCAGCCACUGAUCUACUUGGAUGAAAUCCUAGCCCGCCUGCACGAAAGAUUGGACGAGCUUCUGCCUAGCUCUUCAGAAGAUGAUCCGAUCCGCAAGGCUUCAGUUGUUUUCUUUUGCGACAUCUGUCGGGAAGGCUCAGGAGCCAGCGUCAUCCGUGACCGUCGAUCAGUGGAGAAGCCGACACUCCCUGCCGCAAGCCGUGGUCUACUCCUGUCUGGAGACUCUUCUGGCAGCACCGACAACCACGGGCAUCUUGCCAAGGCCUUGUCUGACAUCAUCUGCGCGAAUGUGCCUCACACACUCUUCAGCCUCUAUGAGAGUGCCAACAGCAGAGUGCAGAGGUCGUCUCGCCAGCUCCGGAGGAAGAAGGGAAACACCGACUACAUGCCACCGCUGGCCAAGCAGCAUGCGGAGAUUCACAACGAUUCUACCUUGCUGGAUGAUCAGUACGAUCUUUUUGUUGAUGAGGCACAGGGCAGGCAGUUGCGGUCAUGGAUGUUGCCCCUUCGCCGUCGUGAUGAAACUGACGGAGACGGACUUCGCGUGAAGCUGUGGAAAGUCACAGAUGUUGAUUCCGAGGACCAGUGCAGGCAGCGAAUUUUGGUGGAGCGUGACAACUUCAUAGCGGCAAAACACGAAGAAGGGCAUGCUUCAUUGGAAGAUGCUGCAGAGAAGACGAGGAAGCGCAACGAAAGCCUCCGCAGCCGGCUGACGAAGUACAAGCAGCGCGCUGAAGCUGCGAAGGAAACAGCGGCGCAGCUGGAGCAAGAGAGGCGACGCUCGCAGAGUCUUCAGACAGAGCUGAAGCAAACGAAGCAGAACGUUGACCGGCAGCUGGAGGAACAAAGGCAAAAGUAUGAGAAGCUGCGGGCUGAGAGCCCGCAGUGUGCACGGAAGCUGAAACCGGAGGCUGUGGACAAAGAUUUCCGAGCCCCGAAUAUCUUUGCGGAGGAUUUUCUGCUGGACGCAAGGGAGCCACCAGAGGGCUUCGUCGGGCUUGACGGUUGGCUCUUGGUUGGCCCUGAAAGGAGCGGCUCCCGCUGGCACUUUGAUCCAUGGGGAACAGCCGCUUGGAACUUGCUCUUCGAGGGUGAGAAGCUGUGGGCAAUGGCUCCUCCUACCGGGGCUCCGCCGCAGGUGGAGGCCCAGAUGCUCGAAUCGAGCCUUUCCGGCGAGACCGUUCGGCGAUACUACUCUGCACCGCCAGCCUUGGCUGGGCUACUGAUGAGCCUUCCGGG
This is a messenger RNA of Symbiodinium sp. CCMP2456, 2543 nucleotides long. NCBI's taxonomy places the organism in Eukaryota, Dinophyceae, Suessiales, Symbiodiniaceae. The record is from the annotation of a GenBank genome assembly.